GUCAUUACUAGGAUGAUGGUGUUCAAAAUAGUGGUUUUCUUGUUACUGAUCACCACAUUUUGCAAUGGAAAGGUGAAAAAAAAUAAGCCAAUCUUUGGUCACAACAAUUCAAAUCUUCACACAAACCAUUCUGUCACAACCAUUCAGAGUGAAGAUGGUGACAUCAUAGAAUGCAUCAACAUCUACAAGCAGCCAGCAUUCAAGCAUCCUGCUUUGAGAAACCACAAAAUUCAGAUGACACCAAGUCAUAAUCAUCAGACCACAGAACAACCUAGGAGAGCAUCCUUCACCAAACAAAGGAAAGAAGGCCUUCCUCUCACUAUAACAACACAAUCAUGGCAUAGAAGUGGAAGUUGCCCUAGAGGAACAGUUCCCAUUAGAAGGAAAAAUGGAGUAGAAAUCAGAAAGAAGCCUACCAUCUUUCGUCGUGAUAAAGGGUCAGAUGGUGAUGAAAAGUUAUCCGUCUUGCACCAGAACCAUUCGUUGGCUAUAUUGCUCACAUAUGGGUACCGCUACUUGGGAGCCAAGGGAGACUUUAGGGUUCAUACUCCUCAUGUUGAGGCAGAUGAUGAAUAUAGCACUUCUCGUGUUGCUCUCUCUGAUGGUGGGCCUUCUAGUGACUAUGAAGAAAUUCAGUCCGGGUGGGCUGUAAACCCUAGUGUAUAUGGAGACAGGCAAACAAGAAUUUUCACUUAUUGGACGGUUGAUGCUUCAAAAAAUACAGGCUGCUUUGAUCACACCUGCCCUGGUUUUGUUCAAACUAGUCAUGAGAUUGCACUUGGUGCAGCUAUCUAUCCCAUCUCGUCCCCAACUGGCCUACCCUAUGAAAUUUCUAUAUACAUCCAUCAGGAUCCAUAUACAAGAAAUUGGUGGGUACAAUAUGGAGAGAAAAAUAUUGGGUAUUGGCCCCCAGAGCUCUUCGUGAGUUUAAAAUAUCAUGCCAAGACAGUUGAAUGGGGUGGUGAGGUUUACAGUAGCUAUGUAGGCGAUCGGCGACCACACACAGCAACAGCAAUGGGGAGUGGGCGCUAUCCGGACAUGAUAUUUGGGACGUCUGGGUACGUGAAAAGAAUGAGAAUUCUUGGGAAUUCAAUGGAAUUGAUUCCUCCGACCUGGGCUUAUCCCUGGACCGACGAGUAUAGAUGCUAUGAUAUCUUUUACCUUGACGAUUAUACUGAUGAUCCCAUAUUUUAUUUUGGAGGUCCUGGAAGAAAUGUAUCAUGCCCUUAAU
Messenger RNA from Ipomoea nil (Japanese morning glory), 1231 nucleotides. RefSeq lists its product as uncharacterized. Bases 13 to 1230 code for a protein of 405 amino acids. NCBI's taxonomy places the organism in Eukaryota, Viridiplantae, Streptophyta, Magnoliopsida, Solanales, Convolvulaceae. The transcript is spliced from 6 exons. The record is from RefSeq and is a predicted model, not a curated record.